This is a messenger RNA of Spodoptera littoralis (African cotton leafworm), 2985 nucleotides long. Lineage: Eukaryota; Metazoa; Arthropoda; Insecta; Lepidoptera; Noctuidae. The record is from the annotation of a GenBank genome assembly.
AUGGGCGAUAGCAGCGAUUCUGAGGAAUUUUACGACGCUGAAGAGUUCACACCCAUUAAAGGUUCCAAAAGGUCAUCACUAUGCAAGAAUAUAAGUGUAACAGAGAGUGGAGAUGCUCCAGAGAAGGACAAGACUUCAGCUUUGAAGACGGAGGCUGUUCAGGCACUACCAGGUCCUCGAAGUACUAACUCUGUAGCUACAGAAACUGCACCUGUUGAAGAUGACCGGACUACAGUAAACAGUUUGGUGCAAGGUCGGCGAAGAUUCCAUGAGUUACGUCUUUGCAUGCAGACUGAGGAGGAGGACGAGGGUGUGCCUGAUGCUACCGGCUCAGUAGAUCAGCAAACUUUCACAUCUGAGCAUCCAUUCAAAAUAAUAGCACACGACACAAUGAGCCUGCAGAGUAUGACGUCACUAGGCAGGAUCGGCAGAAUACUCAGUGGAGCAUCAGAAUCCCACUCGAACAUCCGUGAUACCGCGCCGGUACCAUCGGUGUCAUCGAGGGAGCCCUCCACCAUAUCCGACGAACAACUCACCUCAGAGAAUAGAACCCAGAAUGUGCUAGCGAUGGCAGAGCCGGACGUGAUAGCGAGUACGAAGGCGAACAGUUUGAAACACAACCGCGGCGGCGGCGCCAUCGUCGCCGUCAGCGGCUCCACGGAACCGCGCGCGCAGCCCGUCGCGCCGCCGCGCAGGAAGAAGCGCAACAAGUUGCAUGGAUCUCAGUCUCUAUCGACAACGGACGGCGACAACUUGAGCGUAUGUACUACAGACACGGAUGAAUAUCGAUACAUCGCGCGACGACCGGACAAACCACAGCUCGAUUCUUUGAUUGUUGAGCCACCUCCUCCCAGUGCUGUAAAUCAGUCAAUGGCGUUGCCCAGCCCCGCCAGCACGAUAGAAUCUCUCACCAGAGAGUUCCAAGAUUCACUCGAACUAUCAAGCUCUAAAUAUGGCAGCUCCCGCGGGUCCCUGAGCCUGCACGAGUCUCGUCCCAGCGAACGAGAUACUCGCACCACGCCAAGAGCUCCCACUGAUACCCCGCUCAGAGAUGAAGCCACGGCUCGUUCUGAAGACCGCAACGUACGUACACACAGUGAAGGACGUACGGCGCCUCCCUCUUCCAGACCUGCGGCCGCCAGACGCAGUAACUCGGAAUCACUAGGCGGGUCCCGUCGUCGGUCGGCGGGCGACGAGGCGGCGCUGGGGCUGGCCUCCUCGCUGCGCACGCGCACUGUCUCCGGACAUCAACUCACUGACAUAGAGAUAUUGGAACAAGUCACCGUGCUGAACUUGGAUACUGGCGAGCGCGUCCCGCUGAGCGUGGCGGAGCACAAGCUGCCGCAGUGCAUGAACCCGCUCAGUCUGCACAUCAUGCGCCUCACGUCCGAGUACAUCGGCCGCGCGCACGACCAGGACCUCGCCAGGGAGACAGACGAAGAGAGUGAGAGUGUGUGCGCGGGCGGCGCUGAGGACGAAGCGAAGGAGAUGAAGAGAGAGUCCACUGACAGACAGACUACUGGUAUCAAGAGGAAGACUGAAAAAUUGAAGCGUUUCUUCGGUAGCACGGUAAAGAAGACAGUGGACGCGGCGAAGUCGCUCGCUCAGGAAGUGUCUCAAGCUCGGCACAAGGAGGACGUGGCGGACAUCGCGGACGACGUGCGCGGGGAACAUAACAUCAAGCUGAAGGCUUCCAACUCACAUAAAGGACCUUACGACUUCGAUGGCUGUGUUCGACAUGUGCAGGAGAUGGGGUCGGGUCACUGCGGCGCGGUGUGGUGCUGCAAGUUCAGCGGCUGCGGGCGCCUGCUGGCCACCGCCGGCCAGGACAAGCUGCUGCGGGUCUGGGUCACCAGGGACGCGUACCACAUGUUCCAGGACAUGCGCACCAAAUACAACUUAGAACAGAAAUCAUCUCCGACCCCCUCCCAGGAGUCCCUAGCGUCCCUAUCAGGUCGUGCCCCCUCCCCCCCUCCGUCCCCCUCAGCCCCCUUCUGCUCGGCCCCGUUCUGUGUGUACGCAGGUCACUCGUCCGACUUGCUAGACGUGUCGUGGUCUAAGAACUAUUUCUUAUUGUCGAGUUCCAUGGACAAGACUGUCCGACUAUGGCACAUCUCGCGCGGAGAGUGUCUGUGUUGCUUCCAACAUAUUGACUUCGUGACGGCCAUCGUGUUCCAUCCGAGGGACGAUCGAUACUUCCUGUCUGGUAGUCUCGAUGGCAAGCUGCGGUUGUGGAAUAUUCCUGAUAAGAAGGUCGCAGUAUGGAACGAAGUUGACGGCAAAACGAAACUAAUAACAGCAGCUAACUUCUGUCAAAAUGGUAAAUUCGCAGUAGUAGGCACUUAUGACGGACGCUGUAUCUUCUACACUACAGACCAACUCAAAUACCACACACAGAUAGACGUGCGGUCCACACGAGGGAAGAAUUCCACAGGAAGAAAGAUCAGUGGUAUUGAACCUAUGCCAAAUGAUGACAAAAUCCUCGUCACGUCUAACGACAGUCGAAUCCGACUCUAUGACCUACGAGACCUAAACCUAUCGUGCAAAUACAAAGGUUACGUCAACGUCUCAAGUCAAAUCAAAGCUUCAUUCUCCCACGAUGGAAAGUACAUCGUAAGCGGUUCAGAAAACCAGUGUAUCUAUAUUUGGAAAACGUACCACGAUUAUUCAAAAUUCACGUCAGUUCGUCGAGAUCGAAACGAUUUCUGGGAAGGCAUUAAGGCUCAUAAUGCUUUGGUCACUUGUGCUGUGUUCGCGCCAAACCCUGAUCAUAUGAUCCGUAUGAUCAGUGAGAGGGAGCAGGAGGCGAAGUUAGCUGAUGAUGGCGCUGAUAACGAGGAAGUGAAGGGCGCAGAAGGUGGUAUGGUAGCAUCUUCCCAGACUGGUCACGUUUUAGUGAGCGCGGACUUCAACGGAUGCAUCAAAGUGUUUGUGCACAAGGCCAAGCCCAAGCACAGCUCGUUACCGGCCUCUGCACUGGCCUGA